This is a messenger RNA of Cylindrotheca closterium, 687 nucleotides long. The record is from the annotation of a GenBank genome assembly. Lineage: Eukaryota; Bacillariophyta; Bacillariophyceae; Bacillariales; Bacillariaceae.
AUGAAACAUUCGAAUUACGAUCUCGCUCUGCAAACGAUACAGCAAAACAAUGAAGCUGUAUCCAAGUUGAAGGAAGGCAAGGCAAUUGAAGCCUUCCAUCUGUUAUCCAAGGCUUGCAGAGUUGCACAUACAGCCCAAGACGAUGAGGGUUCCGACUAUCAUCGCACCUACCAGUAUACAUGGCUGGAUUGUUCCAAAGCUCUGGCACAUAAAAUGAAGGGAACGAGAAAAUUUAGCGAUGGAAGCUUACCAUUUCUCUUUCUUCAGUUUCUUUGGAUAGAUCCUCCAGUGGAAUCGAUGAGCGAGGAAGAAGCUUCUGUCCAUGUGCGAGGAUUCAUUUGGGUGCUAUGGUACAAUCUUGCCAUUGUAUCCAUCCUUCUGGGGAGUCCAGUCGGAGCAAGUGGCAAUCGCCUACUGCAACAGUCUCUUGAUCUGUUUCGCUUGGUGCAAAGUGUUGUGGAUCCUCAACCAUUGUCAAAGCAUUGGGUGAUCCUCAAACUGUCCAUUUUGAACAACGAGGCCUGUGUACUCAGCGAACUCUCUCAGUCGAGCCAACGCCUGGACCGGUUGAUCAAAAUGGGGCGAGCACUAAGCAAUAUGUCAGACUUGCUAGAUCCCGAAGAGCGGGAGCAAUUUCUAUGGACGGUCAAGUCGAUGGCGGACGACCGCUUCGCUGCUGCCGCCUAG